This is a messenger RNA of Epithele typhae, 1083 nucleotides long. RefSeq lists its product as uncharacterized. NCBI's taxonomy places the organism in Eukaryota, Fungi, Basidiomycota, Agaricomycetes, Polyporales, Epitheliaceae. The coding region runs from base 1 to 1083 and encodes 360 amino acids. The transcript has 3 exons. The record is from RefSeq and is a predicted model, not a curated record.
AUGGAUGACGACAUUACAUUCGGCGCAUCCGUCUGGGGCGCCCCGGAUGAUGUUCCACCUCCACUCACUCUGAAGCCACCGACUCUCGCCCCAUCCCCCGGGCCGUCCACGGCACAAGACGAUUUUGACGACUUCGACUCUUUCAGGACGCCUGCGGAGACCAUCGCUGGGUCAGGAGAUGAGGGUGAAGAUGAUGAUUUCGGAGACUUUGGAGAUUUCGAGGAAACAGCCCAGUUACCCAUUACGCCCGGGUUCUCGUCCUUCGGAGAAAUGCAAUACUCUGAGCCGGAAAGUAUCGCUGGUCCAUCUAUGAGCAUCGACUGGAAACCACUACAAGUCGCUCCAUUACCGCGCCGAGAUGAGCUGCAAGAGCAAGUGGACGACAUUCUGGGGCCGCUGUGGGCGCAGGACGAUACAUCAUCCUUAACCGAAGAGCCCAUACGAGAAGUCGGCGGCCUCAACCAAACGCUCGUCACACCACAAAGUCGUCAGUUGUAUAACGGUCUACUCCCUCCAACCCCUCCCUCCUUCCAACCCGUCAACUGGACGCGCUCGAGAAUACGGCGGCAACAUCUCAUCCACCUUGGCAUCCCCAUCAACUUAGACGAGGUGCUGCCUCGGACCAAUGGAGCAUUGCCAACCCUCGAGAUUACCACCCGCCCCAUGUCCGCACCUCCUGGGCCUCGUGGUGGUAUCAGCAAACUCGAAGUUGCAAUGAAUGGCGCGCGAGCCGGAUCGCGUCCGGCCACCCCGCCAUCGCGAAAUGCAACCUCGGCUGCUGCAGAGCUGCGUUUGGGCCCUAGACCUGACGUAGACGACCAGAAGAUCGAACAACUGCUCAGUCUUUCUCCAGAUCAACUCUCUCUAAUGCCGCUGGCGACGUUGGAGGGUCGGCUUGUAGAAGUCAAGGAGCAGACUGCGAAGUCAUCCGCGCUGCUGACAUACCUCCUGCAAACGCGAGACGCACUGCAGCAGGAUUCGGAGACAUACAACAAGCUCAUUGGAGAGCUCAUUGGAGAAGCGCAGAAGGCGAAAACGGGGAAGCGGAAUGCUGCAACACGACGAGGGAGUGGGAUGGUAUAG